UUCUAUUGAUAUUCCUUUGGAAAGACUAAUUCCUACAGUUCCCUUGAGACUCAACUAUAUUCAUUGGGUAGAAGAUCUGAUUGGUCAUCAGAACUCUGACAAAAGUACUCUCCGAAGAGGAAUCGACAUAGGUACUGGAGCAUCCUGCAUCUAUCCCUUACUUGGAACAACCUUAAAUGGCUGGUAUUUUCUUGCAACUGAAGUAGAUGAUAUGUGUUUCAACUAUGCAAAGAAAAAUGUGGAACAGAAUAACUUAUCUGAUCUAAUAAAAGUGGUAAAAGUACCACAGAAAACUCUCUUGAUGGAUGCUCUUAAAGAAGAAUCUGAGAUAAUCUAUGACUUUUGCAUGUGCAACCCUCCCUUUUUUGCCAAUCAGUUGGAAGCCAAGGGAGUAAAUUCUCGAAAUCCUCGAAGACCUCCACCUAGUUCUGUAAAUACUGGAGGUAUCACAGAGAUUAUGGCAGAAGGAGGUGAAUUAGAGUUUGUUAAAAGGAUCAUCCAUGACAGUUUACAACUUAAGAAAAGAUUAAGAUAGAGUCAGGGAGAGAGACAGCAGCACUGGAGCCUCCCUGAGGGCCAUGGCACUACCACAUGGUUUCAGGACUCGAACCUGGGCCCUGCCAUGGCAAGCUACACACCCUACCUGGUGAGCUAACUUCCAACCCCAUAAUUAUCUUUUUUUUUUUUUUUACUUGAUGCAGAGGAGACAGGGAGCAAGAAACCAGAACAUCACUGUAGCAUAUGUGGUCCUGGUGAUCAAACUGAGAACCUUAGGCGUGAGAGUCGUGAGGGUCCCUUGCUGCUGCUGCUGUUGCUGCUGUAUGUUACUGCUGUACUGGGGAUUAA
Molecule: messenger RNA, 846 nt
Organism: Erinaceus europaeus (western European hedgehog)
Lineage: Eukaryota; Metazoa; Chordata; Mammalia; Eulipotyphla; Erinaceidae
Gene: METTL16
Product: methyltransferase 16, RNA N6-adenosine
Exons: 5
Coding region: 212-535 (107 amino acids)
Biological process (GO): rRNA base methylation
Cellular component (GO): nucleus
Molecular function (GO): 23S rRNA (adenine(1618)-N(6))-methyltransferase activity
Source: RefSeq, a predicted model, not a curated record